This is a messenger RNA of Rotaria sp. Silwood1, 1005 nucleotides long. NCBI's taxonomy places the organism in Eukaryota, Metazoa, Rotifera, Eurotatoria, Philodinida, Philodinidae. The record is from the annotation of a GenBank genome assembly.
AUGCUCAUUGAUGGCAUCGUUGAUCAUAGUGAUCUUUCUAAUAAAGAAGUAUCGAGUGCUCUCAGUCAAUUUCUUCACAGUCUUACGCCCACUCAAUUAGCACAUACUGUAGUGGAAGGUCUUCUUUGCACAGAAGAGGAACUCAGUCAUAGCGGAAGUUUAAAAUCAAUUCUUCUCAAGGCUCGUUCAUUGAAGGAUGAAUUUUUAAUACCUCCUCUGCCAAAUCUAUUGUUCACUCGAGAUUCAUUCUCAAUAAUAGAAAAAAAUGUCUUCAUAUGGCGCAUGGCUAAACCAGCUCGACGUAAUGAACCGCUUAUUAUGCGCGUCAUCUUCACUUUCCAUACAUUUCAUGAACAUUUGUCACUUCGUGGCAUUCAUGUAGUCGACUGGGAGACUCAUACAGACUCUACGGCAACUGUUGAAGGUGGUGAUGUGGCUUAUAUUGGUCAUGGCACGCUUCUUAUCGGUAACGGUGAAAGAACAAAUCGGGCCGGCAUUGAAGGAAUCGAACGGACUGGACUCUUUCGUCGAGUGAUUGCUAUUGAAUUACCAGAAAAUCGAGAUUAUAUGCAUUUGGAUACCGUUAUGAGUUCGGUCGGUCGUCACUCAUUUAUUUGCCAUAGUCACUUGGCCCAACAGUUGACUGUCUACACUGUACAGACACCUAGAGAAGAAGGUGCCAAGACAGAAUGGCUUUCGCAUGGAAAAGAUGUGCGCAAAGCGCUGCGACAUCUUCUGAGUAAUGUUGAGUUGAAAUUUUAUGAUGCGGCCGAUGAAGCUACAUCUAUUGCUGAACAACAUCAGUGUCGUGAUAAUAUGUUGUGCUUGGGUAAUCAAACUGUAAUUACUUAUGCUGGUGGUGAUCCUAUCAAUGGUAUAAUCAAUCAACUGGAACAUGAUAGACAACGUCCAUGUCAUGUCGAAACAUUUCCAUCAAAAGGCUUGAUUGAAGGAUGCGGUGGUGCUCAUUGUAUGACAAACGCCUUACAUCGUUUAGAAAAUUGA